Molecule: messenger RNA, 2515 nt
Organism: Tribolium castaneum (red flour beetle)
Lineage: Eukaryota; Metazoa; Arthropoda; Insecta; Coleoptera; Tenebrionidae
Gene: AIF
Product: Apoptosis inducing factor
Exons: 6
Coding region: 383-2410 (675 amino acids)
Biological process (GO): apoptotic process; mitochondrial respiratory chain complex assembly
Cellular component (GO): cytoplasm; mitochondrion
Molecular function (GO): protein dimerization activity; FAD binding; NAD(P)H oxidase H2O2-forming activity
Source: RefSeq, a predicted model, not a curated record
AAAUUAGUUUUUUGUGGCAAAUAAAACAUAAUAUUCAUAUCAACUUGAACAUUUUCCACACAGUUCAUCAAAAACUGUGUAACUGACUCAUGUGCCUUUUAAUCUUUUUAUUUACCGUUUCGUGAAUUCUUGGACGAGUUUGAGGUUAUGUUUUCCCUGAUGAAAAACGUGAGCUCAAAAAUUCGGCAAAAAGUGUUAGUGUUGGUUCUAAUCCUCUAAUAAUUGUUGCAAAACGACUACGGGACCUCACAGUUACAGUAUUUCUCAUCAAGACUGAAAAAUUUCACAUAAUAGUGUCAUUUUUACUUUUGUCAUUUAUCAUUCAGCUCAGCAAUGCUUUUCAAUUAAAUUCUCCCAACUUCCACCUCGACGCAUUUAAGAAAUGUUCCGGAUUAACCAUCUCUUGCAACUAAAGAACGUAACAAUCAAAAUCCUCCAGAGAUCCCCAGUUGAGGCCUCCCGAUGUCUAGCCCUUCAGCGGGUCCAGUUUACCCACCCGACACGGUUCUAUUCAAAAAGUAGCGACGAUGGGAACAAAAAGGUACAAGAUGGUAAAAACAAAGCUUGUGAAGAGAAAAAAACCCAAAAACGCCCUAAACUGGUCUUGAAAGAGUGUAAACCUGUUGAUAUCCAUCCUUGCACCCCGCCCCCACCUCCUCCACCAUCGAAACUGCCCCACAUUAAUCCAGAGGAUUGUCCAGUCAAACCCACUCUGGAAAGCGAAUGUCCACAAGCUAAACAGGAGCCCCCGCCAGAGUGCCCGCAUGACGAGGGAAGCAAGUGGGAUAAUUACAAAAAUGCCGCCCUUGUGGGGCUUCUAAUAGCAGCAGCGACGCUAGGAGCUCUGUAUUACGUUGGAUACUUUGAAGAUAAAAGCAAACCGAAAAAAAUAGUGGCGGCAAAGAAAAAGAAAACUAAGAGAGCACCUGUUAAAGACCCUCUACAUUCAAAAGAGAUCCCAAAUCAAGUUCCUUAUUUACUGAUCGGGGGCGGAACUGCGUCAUUUGCAGCCUUCCGUGCAAUCAAAUCAGCUGAUCCAACCGCAAAAGUUUUAGUUGUGACAAAUGAAUCGUUUCACCCUUACAUGCGUCCCCCGUUAUCGAAAGAAAUGUGGUUCAAUGAGGACGAAGAAUCAGUCAAGAAGCUCAUUUUUAAACAGUGGAACGGAUCGGAACGAAACCUUUACUACGAGCCUGAAGACUUUUAUAUCAAGUGUCAAGACUUGCUAAAGAACGAAAAUGGGGGCGUAGCCGUAGCUCGAGGCUACAAAGUAACCCGUCUUGACGUCGUCAACCGAAUUGCUUAUCUCGAAGACGGCUACGCCAUUGAAUACAACAAGUGCCUCAUCGCCACAGGUGCUACCCCAAAAAUGCUCAACGUGUUCGAGGCAGCUUGUGCCGACCCCCAAAUCGACGAAAAAGUCAAAGUGUUCCGCAACAUCUACGACUUUGAGGAGGUCUACGAUGCUUUCGAGGAGUCAAAAUCCAUCGCAAUAAUUGGUGGUGGGUUCCUUGGCAGCGAACUAGCUUGCGCUUUAGCUCGCAAAGGUAAGAGAAAAAAGAAAACGGUGUACCAAGUUUUCCGCGAGCAUGGCAACAUGGGGAAAAUCCUCCCCGAAUACCUCAGUUCUUGGACCACUAAUAAAGUCAAAGCUGAGGGUGUUAACGUCGUGAACAACAACGAAGUCAUCGGAGUGAAGCACGAGGACGGCAAGCUCGUCCUAAUUUUAAGCGAUGGCAAAAUGAUAAGAGUUGAUAAUGUAAUUCUGGCCGUUGGUGUGGAACCGAACACCGAGCUGGCGCAGAAAUCCGGUUUGGAAGUUGAUCCGGAGCUCGGAGGGUUUUUGGUUAAUACGGAGCUGAUGGCUCGGUCUAAUUUGUACAUUGCGGGCGAUUGCGCGUGUUUUUACGAUGUCAAGUUGGGCCGUCGACGCGUGGAGCACCAUGACCAUGCGGUGGUCACUGGCCGCCUAGCUGGGGAGAAUAUGACCGGUGGGAUUAAGCCCUACCUCCACCAAAGCAUGUUUUGGUCGGAUUUGGGGCCGGAUGUUGGGUAUGAAGCGAUAGGAAUUGUCGAUUCGUCGCUUCCCACUGUUGGGGUUUUUGCCAAAGCUUCGGAUAAAGAUACGCCCAAGGCUGUAGUUACGGAGACCGGGGAAGGGAUCAGGUCGAAGAUGGAAGCACAAGAGCAGAAGACUGGGGCCGAGACUGAGCACAAGGAGGAGAAGAAGGACAAGAAGGAGGAUUACGGCAAAGGGGUUAUUUUUUAUCUGAGGGAUGAUGUGGUUGUAGGAAUUGUACUGUGGAAUGUGUUUAAUCGAAUGUCGAUUGCCAGACAGGUUCUCAAGGAUGAGAGGAAAUAUGACGAUCUGAAUGAAGUAGCGAAGCUGUUUAACAUUCACGAAGACUAACAUUCCGGCAUUCGGCGAUUAAUUUUAAUUUGAUAAGAAGUUUAGAUCGAUUUGAGUUUGUUCAAAUGUAUAUAGAAAGGAUAAAAAUACACAUUUUUGUCAAAA